Messenger RNA from Acanthochromis polyacanthus (spiny chromis), 4717 nucleotides. RefSeq names its product myoneurin (gene mynn). Gene Ontology annotation, cellular component: nucleus. Lineage: Eukaryota; Metazoa; Chordata; Actinopteri; Pomacentridae. The coding region runs from base 138 to 2498 and encodes 786 amino acids. Gene Ontology annotation, molecular function: DNA-binding transcription activator activity, RNA polymerase II-specific; protein binding; RNA polymerase II cis-regulatory region sequence-specific DNA binding. The record is from RefSeq and is a predicted model, not a curated record. Gene Ontology annotation, biological process: regulation of transcription by RNA polymerase II. The transcript is spliced from 9 exons.
UGUGUAGCUUUGAUCAAAGGGGUAUCUCGCGAUAACUACGAAGUCACGUGGAUAAUGGCUGGAGAUCGCGGAGAUUAGAAGUGGGAUCUACGAGCUGAGAGGAGGUGAAGCUGUGACACACUACUGACACAGAAGUGAUGGCGUACGUCACCAACCACGGGAAGCUGCUGCUGCAGCGCCUCCAUCAGCAGCGGGAGAUGGACUUCCUGUGUGACAUCACCAUCAUGGUGAGAGACGUGGAGUUCAGAGCUCACCGCAACAUCCUGGCGGCCUUCAGCGACUACUUCUCCGCCCAGGCCGAAAUCGCCGACGAGGUGACGACUCUGGACCCCGAGAAGGUCAGCAGGUACUCUCUGGAGAAGCUGCUGGAGUUUAUCUACACCGGACAGAUGAACCUCAGCAGCACCAGACAAGCAGCCGUGCGUCGAGCUGCUAUCUUCCUGGGAAUGACCGAGGCCACCAAGUAUCUGGAGGAGCUUCCUCGCUGGUCUGAACCCAGCGAAACAUCCCAGUCGGGGGCAGAUAAAGAAGCCGGUCACUCUCCCACCAGUCCGGCUUCCCCCAGCAGCCCCUGCUCCCCUCUCCCCCUGUCCAUCGUCUCCGUAGGGGGGGACUGGCACGACAGCCACCGGGUAGGCAUGGAGCAGGACGACGAGGCCGGAGACGCCGGUCUGGAGGACGAAGGGCCAAGCGACGAGGAGUACAGCCCCACCACGAUGAAGAGCGCCGGGGGGGGACAGGCCAGGAAGAGAGGACGGCCCAGGGUGGUCAGAGAGGAGGAAGGAGAGCCCAGCAGCUCGACGGACGCCACGCCUAAAGUCCAGAGCUUCAGGGGGAGAGGGAGGCCGAGGGGGAGGCCCAGAGGGAGAGGCAGGGGGAGAGGAAGAGGGAGACCCAAGGGGAGAGGAAGAGGAGUCAGCAGAGGGGAGGACAUGUCUCUGGACGAGUCUGAUUCUAGUGUGAAGGACUUCGGGGACAACUCUGCAGACUGGAGCCCAUCGCAGGACCACGACGACGACUCUCCGUCCAGGAAGGCCCAGCUGGGCGGCGGGGAGGUGAGGAGAGGCCGAGGGCGAGGGAGGGGGAGAGGCAGAGGGAGAGGAAGGGGGGACGUUAAGAGCGAGGACAUGUCGGUGGACGAGUCGGACACGAGCGUGAAGGACUUUGUGGACGACAACUCGGCCGACUGGAGCCCAUCACAGGACGACGAGUCUCCCCUGAAGAAGCCCCGGCUGAGCUUUGGAGAGGGCAGGAGAGGACGGGGACGGGGCAGAGGCAGGGGCAGAGGCAGAGGGAAGGGCAGGAGGAGGAUCGAGGAGGAGGGGGGAGGGGACAACGAGGAGGAGGAGGGCGAGGUCGGGGAGGAAAUGGGCGAGCUGUCGCUGUUCUGCACCGAGUGCAACAAGCACUUUAAGGACGUGAGCAGCCUGAGGAGACACGAGAAGAUCCACAAAGGCCUGAAGCCGUUCUCAUGCAUCUUCUGCUCCAAGACCUUCAGACAGGCCACGCAGCUCAAGACACACCUACGCAUCCACACAGGCGAGAAGCCGUUCAGUUGCACCCAGUGCGACAAAUGUUUCGCUCAGAAGUGUCAGCUGGUCGCUCACCGUCGCAUGUACCACGGGGAGGAGAAACCGUACACCUGCGACCGCUGCGGCUUCAAGUUUGCUACCUCGUCCAACUACAAAAUACACCUCAGACUUCACAGCGGGGAGAAACCGUACGUCUGCGAUGUCUGCGGUCAGGCGUUUGCUCAGUCCAGCACGUUGACGUACCACAAGCGGCGACACACCGGAGAGAAGCCGUACCAGUGCGAUCUGUGCGGCAUGUCCUUCUCCGUUUCCUCCUCCCUCAUCGCACACGCUCGCAAACACACAGGUGAGACUCCGUACAAAUGUUCUCAGUCAAACUGUGACGCCAAGUUUGUCACGUCCUCGGAGCUGAAGAAACACAUGAGGCGGCUUCAUCCAGAGGGCAACAACGGUGUGCAGUGUCUGCUGUGUGGAAACAGAUUUGCCAGCGUGAAGAACAUGAUCAAACACCAGGAGAAGGCCCACGCUGACGAAGUCCGGCAGCACAGGGAGAGAGCCAGAGCUGUCGUCCUCCUGGCCUCCAGCCAUCCCGUGGCCUUCGUCCAGAGCAGACUGACCCAGACCAACAAAGGUUUGGUUUCCAUCCCUGAAGGCGAGCCGGCCAACCCUGAACCGGCCACCCCGAACCUCAAAUCCACCGCGGCGUCCGCUGCCUCGUCGGACGCCGCCACCGACCCCCCCGCCACCGCAGACGUCAUUCAGGACUUCAAGGCGGAGCCGUCUCACACGCCGCUCACCACCGCCGACCAGGUGACCUUCGAGGCCGACCAGGAGCAGACCAUCAACUCGGACACCCUCCACGCUCUGGUGGAGCAGCUGAGGCCGCCGUCGCCGGCACAGAGCCUGGAGCAGAUCGUCAUCAUCAGGACGGUGGACACGGCCGAGGGAAACCCUCCUCAGCAGUGAGGCUGGAGGGAAAACUGUUAGCGAACACGCCACAGUCAGCAUUCACAUCCAGGCUCUCCUAAAACACUCUAACCAGUCUGUUAGUGUCUCACCUUCAGGUUCAGCUGCAGUUCUUUACAACUUGGGCCUUAUUUUUAGAGGUUUGUCCAAAAUUUCAGCUCUAAAUAAACCCACACCGACCCUUCUGUAAUUAUUGUACAGGGAUGAACUAGCACUACGACUAACUGUGAUUACAUGCACACUAUAUUUUCAAUAAACUAAAUGAAUUAUUAGGCUAAUAAAUGUCAAAAACUUGUUGUCAGACACCAAAAUAACGUCCUCAAACGGCCUUUUUCUGUUCAACAAAUAAUCCAGCAUCCAAAAAUAUUGAAUUUAGUGACGAAAAACAGAGAAAAGCAGCAAAAUGUGUCAUUUGAGAAGCAGUAACUCAAAAACUUUGAGACUUUUUUCACUUUUUCUGCUUGACAAACUGCCAGUUAUCAUCCAGCUUUUGUGUGCACAUAGUUUAAUUUUGCUGAGAAGCGAAAUUAUUACAACAUUUCCUUUAUUUCAAGUCACUUGGCAAUUCUGACUUAGUAUUUUUAUUGUCAUUUAAACCCUAAAAGAUCUGUUUUUUAGAAAGUUGUGUCCAAAUGUUUAUCGAACAGUUAAAGUUACUCAUUUGGGUAUAAUAUGAAACACAGAAAAUCAUUAAAAUCUCACAUUUUAGAAGCCAGAAACAGCAAAUGUUGGACUUUUUUUUGCUUCAACUAUAAUCAAAAUGGUCAUUAUAUCAAAAUAAUUACAGAUUAAAUUGUCUGUCGAUGAAUUUAAUGACUCAUCAGUGCAGCUCUAAUCUGGAAACAAGUGAAGUUCAUAUAAUGUUAUUAUUUGGUGCAUUUAUGGUGAAAACUGCAGAAAUAAGACCUGAAUUGUAAAAGACGUUGAAAUAAUGAUGCAGCAGAAUGAAUUUACAGUUACAUAAAGAGAUGAAAAUGUAUCGUUAAACAGUAAAAUACACAAACCCUUCCAGUGACUUAAUAUUUGUGCAGAAAUCUGUGUCGCUGUCAUUGAAUUAGCCCAUUAGAUGCUCAUUAUGGACACUGUGAUCCAGCAGAAAGGUGACAAAUUAAAGGAAAAGCUGACUUAGUGUGACUUUAAGGAACCAGAAGAGCUUCAGGUCUGCUUGGCUUUGAGUAUCAGGGUCUCUUAAACUCCACAUGAGGGAUAAAAAAACACAUUUUUCUGAAAGUUGAUGCGUUGUUUUAGGUUUUGUGUUAGUAGAAGAGAGUGUUUUCUAAUAUUCUGGUCCAAAAUCUCCCAUAAAAGUUCAGUUUGGUUGGCUGUAUUUUUUUCUUUUUUAUAUCCUGAAAGAAACCACUUUACAAAUCCUUCCCUGGCAUAACAGAGCCACCAGUUCCCCUCAAAGAAACGCUUAAAAGAUUCAGAUUUUUCCUUUAAUUUGUCCCUCAUCUGUAGAUUCUUCUCAUUAUCACAACCUAAACUCUUUGGGCUGUCAUUAAUGGUUGUUCAAGGUGGAUUACAGACGCUAAUUUUCCAUUAAACUGAACGUGUGACUCCAGUUGACAUUUUAAAAUUAUCAUUUUAAUUGAGCUGACACGUUAGCGCUGGUGUGAUGUGGCUAAUGUGGCGUAAACACAAACCAGAAGAGACGCUCUGACCGAAAGAAACAAAUCAAACAUCUAAUAGAAACUGACUCUUUCUUACGUUUUCCUCCAGUGUGGAAACCGAAGCUGUCGUUGACUGUUGCAGACGAGUUUCAAACCGCUGAAAUUCCACAAUUUUACCAAAAAAAAAACAGUUUCUCCAAGAAAGGAAAUUCUGUGAGUGGGUGAAACUCUGGCAUUGUUUUAAUCGUUAACGUAGUGAGUAGCUGCCUCACUCCGGCUUUCAGAUGUACGUUUUUUUCCAGUCAAUCCUCCGGUAAAUGUUCCACUGCGGUGUUUGACGUGUGAUGGUGGCUUCAUUGAACACAACCUGCUGACGUAGAGGCCCAGUUCUGUUUUUUAUUUUUAUAAAGCAGCUGUUUUGGUGUUUAAGUUUGGAAACCGCAUUGAGACGAAGCUGUUUUGUUCAUUUCAUGCUUUCUUUUUGUUUGUUUUCUUUUGUAUAAAACCUCUGCAUUACCUGUACAGACAUGUGAAUUCCAUAUACAAGUUCACUACUGUAUAAACACUGUACAAGAGAAUAGGAAAAUAAAAAACAAGAUGAAAAGGGAA